GGUGCUAUGCGAUGCUCCCUGAAGCGCUCCCUCAUGGCUGCACUUGCAGCCGCCUUCCUCCUCCUCCUCCUCCUCCUCCAUGGGGGCAGCUGGCAGGAACAGGAUCCCCUGGAGGUGAAGCUUAGGGGCUUGGCCCCAGACACGGUCCUGCAGAUGCUGCAGCCGGAAGGAACCCAGCACAUCCUCAGGGACAUGGAUGACCUCUCUGCGCUCCACAAUGUCUCCUACCACCUCCUGGCUGGCUCCCUCUCACCCCACAAAAAAUUCUUGGCAGUGGGAUUGGCAUCGGUCCGGCGGCCACGUGGCUACUAUCUCCCUGCCACGCUCCAGUCCCUCUUCACACAGUCAACAGAGAAGGAGCUCCAGGAGAUGGUGGUGGUGGUGCACCUGGCUGACACAGACCCGAGUUGGAACGUGCGUGUGGCCGCCGACAUCGCCCGCAAGUUUGCUCAGCACAUCCUCCUGGGCCGGCUCCUGCUUAUCCACGCUCCCCACGAGUUCUACCCCACCCUGGAGGGCCUCAAGAGAAACUACAAUGACCCGGAGGAGCGCGUGAGGUUCAGGUCCAAGCAGAAUGUAGACUACGCCUUUCUCCUCGCCUUCGCUGCCAACCUCUCCUCCUACUACUUGAUGAUCGAGGACGAUGUGUGGUGUGCCAAGUCCUUCUUGACGGCCAUCCGCAAGGCACUGGCUUCCCGGGAAGGCUCCAACUGGGCCACCCUUGAGUUCUCCAAGCUGGGCUACAUCGGUAAGCUCUACCGCUCCAGUGACCUUCCUCGCCUGGCUCGCUUCCUCCUCCUCUUCUACCAGGAGAUGCCCUGUGACUGGCUGCUGGUCCACUUCCGCCUCCUGCUCACCCAGAAGGACGUAAUCCGCUUCAAGCCCUCCCUCUUCCAGCACAUGGGCCUCUACUCCUCCUUCCAGGGCACUGUCAACCGGCUGGAGGACGAUGAGUUCCAAGCUGAUGCCUUGGACCUUCCAGAUAACCCACCGGCGGCCUUGUUCACCAGCAUGUCUAUCUUUGAGAAUUAUGAGCCCCUCAAGGCUUACAGCAUGGCAGAGGGGUAUUUUUGGGGGAAAGACCCAGCAGCCGGCAGCAUCUUCUCCAUCGUUUUCCAGCAGCCGGCCCGCAUCACCCGUGUCCGGGUGCGCACAGGCUCCGAGGAGCGCCAGGGUGAUAUCCUGCGCACGGGGGUGCUGGAGCUGGGCCGGCAGCGGCAGGCUGACGGUCGGGACUGUUCUGCCUACAUCACCGUGGGCACCUUCGAGAAGGGGACCUUUGAGCGGCGGGGGCUGGAAAGGGGCGUGCCCGGCCCCGUGGAGUGCGUGAGGAUCCGGGUAACCCGGGACCAGAGUGAGUGGCUCAUCAUCCAGAGCAUCGACAUCUGGACCAUGGCGGGCACCUGACUGGGGAUGUGGCGGG
Messenger RNA from Gavia stellata (red-throated loon), 1423 nucleotides. RefSeq names its product alpha-1,6-mannosyl-glycoprotein 4-beta-N-acetylglucosaminyltransferase-like. Bases 7 to 1407 code for a protein of 466 amino acids. Gene Ontology annotation, molecular function: acetylglucosaminyltransferase activity. The record is from RefSeq and is a predicted model, not a curated record. The transcript is spliced from 3 exons. Gene Ontology annotation, biological process: protein N-linked glycosylation. NCBI's taxonomy places the organism in Eukaryota, Metazoa, Chordata, Aves, Gaviiformes, Gaviidae.